Messenger RNA from Tauraco erythrolophus (red-crested turaco), 780 nucleotides. The record is from RefSeq and is a predicted model, not a curated record. NCBI's taxonomy places the organism in Eukaryota, Metazoa, Chordata, Aves, Musophagiformes, Musophagidae.
CAAGGAUGGAUCAUUCCCAGUGCCUUGUGACUAUAUACGCCUUGGUGGUUCUGCUGGGUCUCCGGCUAGAGCAAGGCGCCUGCCAGCACUAUCUGCACAUCCGACCGGCUCCCAGCGACAACUUGCCCUUGGUGGAUCUAAUCGAGCACCCGGACCCUAUCUUUGACCCCAAGGAGAAGGAUCUUAACGAGACCUUGCUAAGGAACCUCAUGGGCGGACACUUCGACCCUAACUUUAUGGCUAUUUCCGGCAAGAAGCACAGGCUGAGCAAGAAGCUGCGCAGGAAGCUGCAGAUGUGGCUCUGGUCCCAGACCUUCUGCCCGGUCCUAUACACGUGGAACGAUCUCGGCAGCCGCUUUUGGCCCCGGUAUGUCAAAGUGGGCAGCUGCUACAGUAAAAGGUCUUGUUCAGUCCCAGAAGGCAUGGUUUGCAAACCUGCCAAGUCCGUGCAUUUAACGAUCCUGAGGUGGAGGUGCCAGCGUCGGGGGGGCCAGAGGUGCACGUGGAUACCCAUCCAGUACCCCAUCAUUUCGGAGUGCAAGUGCUCCUGCUAGGGCUUGCCCUUACCUUGGCUCCCCCCUUCUCCAGCGGACUCACGUGGACCUUUGCUGCAACAAAAAUAAAAGACAUUUGCUUUCUGGUUAACGUUGUAAUGCACUGUAACGUGUAGGAGAAUGUAUAUUGUGUGUAUAUAUGGCACCGUUUUAAUAUACUAUUAAAAGGUCAGUAUUAUACGUGAAAUAAUCAGCGUCUACUGUAUUUUUAAGACUAUUACCCUGA